Messenger RNA from Schistocerca serialis cubense, 2911 nucleotides. It is a transcript of the gene mRRF2, whose product is annotated as ribosome-releasing factor 2, mitochondrial. Bases 360 to 2609 code for a protein of 749 amino acids. Gene Ontology annotation, molecular function: translation elongation factor activity; GTPase activity; GTP binding. The record is from RefSeq and is a predicted model, not a curated record. Gene Ontology annotation, biological process: ribosome disassembly; mitochondrial translation. Gene Ontology annotation, cellular component: mitochondrion. NCBI's taxonomy places the organism in Eukaryota, Metazoa, Arthropoda, Insecta, Orthoptera, Acrididae. The transcript has 16 exons.
CGAUAUCCCAACCCAAUUACAGUAGUAGUGUAGUACUCAAAUAACAAAUUAUUUACUGUUGAGUCACAGUAAAUGCAUGAGGAAUCUGAGCGUUAAACUAUUUGUAAUUAGCGGUUAUGUUGGGAUGAAGUUGUGGUUACCUAAAUUGGCAAUCAGGGAUUUUUGUAUAUAUGUGUGAUGGCUGUUUGUUAUUAGCAACAUGAGAUAAGUCAACUUGCUGACCAUUUCCACGAUUUCUUAAGAGGGUCAAAAUGUUGAUAGGAUUGCCUCUGCUGGGCAACUAAAUGAAAAGAUUUGCAAUGGGAAGAAACUGACUGAAAGAUUCUUUGGUGUUGAGAGUUUAAGGAUAUGUUGUUGCUAUGUCAAAGCACUACAGCCAUAUAAAAGCCCUUGGUGGUCUGAGGUUUCUCAGAUAUUUUAGCAGGGAAGUAGGAAAACAGAGCACACAUGUUUCUUCGGAAAUAUCUCGCAUAAGGAACGUUGGCAUUUUGGCCCACAUUGAUGCUGGAAAGACAACAACAACAGAGAGAAUGCUUUACUAUUCUGGAACAAUUCACAGUAUGGGUGAAGUUCAUCGCGGCAACACAGUUACAGAUUAUAUGGUCGAGGAAAGAAAUCGAGGUAUCACUAUUACUUCUGCUGCUGUUACCUUUUAUUGGGAUGAACACAAAUUCAACCUAAUUGACACCCCUGGUCAUAUUGACUUUACUAUUGAAGUGGAGCGCACUCUAAAUGUGCUGGAUGGCGCUAUUGUUAUUUUGGAUGGCUCUGCUGGUGUUGAGGCUCAGACACUGACGGUAUGGAGGCAGGCAGACCGCUAUGGUAUUCCACGUAUUAUUUUUGUUAAUAAAAUGGAUCGUAGAGAUGCAAGUCUGAACUUAUCUGUAGAAUCUUUAAAAUACAAGCUGGAUUUAAAUCCAUUGCUCAUUCAACUGCCAGUCUAUGAUGAGGAGAAAAAGUUUUCAGGCAUUAUUGAUCUUGUUUCACUAAAUAUUCUGUCAUGGAGUGAAAAGGACCAAGGGAAGACUUACACCCGAACACCAGUUUGUCAGCAACGACAUGGUAAGCUUUGGGAAAGAGCAACUGAAUCAAGAAAUUCACUUAUUGACCAGCUGACCACCUUAGAUGAUGAGUUAGCAGACCUUGUUAUUCAGCAUGACAGUAUGGAGAGCAUUUCAUCAGAGCCACUUUUAAAAUCACUGAGAAAUGUUUCAUCAUCUCAGAAAGGAGUACCCAUUUUAUGUGGAAGUGCAUACAAAAACAUGGGUGUUCAACCUCUGAUGAAUGCAGUUAUUAAUUUUCUUCCAUCACCUGAGAAACGAAAUACUCAUUUAGCCAAAGCUUUCCAAGACAAUUUAUGUGCAAGAGUAUUCAAAAUUGUCCACAAUGAUCAAAAAAAGACAUUAACCUUUGCUCGAAUAUAUUCAGGAAAAAUGUCCAAGAAUCAAAAGAUUUAUAAUAUUCAGCAAAAACUGACGGAGAAUACUGGGAAACUAAUGGUUGUCUAUGCAGAUGAAACUACUGAAGUUAAUGAAGUAACAAAUGGAAAUAUUGCUGCUGUUUCAGGUCUGAAGAGUACAGUAACAGGAGAUUUUCUGACAUCAUCACAUGCCAUUGCUGAAAGAGCUAGAAAGGCUCUGUCUUUAAGGAAUAAAGUCACUGUGAAUGAAAGCUUUGGAAUUGACACCAUUGUGCCGGACCCUGUCUUUUUUUGCUCAAUAGAGCCUCCAUCACAGGCCUACCAGCAGCAACUUGAAACUGCACUUAUGGAACUGCAAAAAGAAGAUCCCAGCUUAAGGGUUUCAGUCAAUGAAGAAACUGGGCAAACAGUAUUAGCAGGAAUGGGAGAGCUUCAUCUUGAUGUAAUAAAAAAUCGCAUUAUUACCCACUAUAGAAUACCAGUUGAACUUGGUCCACUACAAAUUGCUUAUAAAGAAACAAUAACAAACAGAAUUCAAGAUUCUCACACAAUACAGCACAAACUUGGAAACAAACUGCAGAAUGUCACAAUUACAUUGUCAUUGACCCCUGAUGCUGAGAGAAAAGGAAACAGCCAAGAUUUAUUGAUUUUUGACCGGAGUCCUGAUAGUGCAGCAAAUAUAGAUUCAAUUCCUUCGAAAUAUAUACAGCCACUCAAACAAGGAGCAGUUUCUGGAUUGGCACAUGGACCCAGGUUAAACUGUCCAGUCAUCAAUGUCCAUAUCAUAUUGCACUGGAUUGAAAUUGGAAAAGGGACAUCUGAAACUUUUGUGUCUGCAGCCAUGACUCAGUGCAUCAAAAAGAUGUUGACAGAAUCUGUUACUAUUUUACUUGAACCUGUUAUGAAGGUGGAAGUUGUAACAACAAAUGAAUUUAUGUCAGUAAUUCUAGCUGAUCUUUCACGGAGGAGGCCAUUAACGCAAGAAAUUGAAGACAGGGGUUUGAAUAGAGUGGUGGUUAGCUGUGUACCACUUUCCGAACUGCUUGGCUAUGCAACAGAUCUCAGAACGAUUACUUCUGGGACAGCAACCUUCAGUAUGGAGUUUUUCUCUUAUAAACCAAUGACAAGUGCAGAGGAAGCCAAAGCAAUUGAAAGUGUUACUGGGUUUUCGACAGCUGCUUUUACAUAGGUAACUGCCACAAAAUAACAGACAUUCAUUGUAAAGGAUAGUCUGACAGAUGAGUUACAUUUCUUUCACAUGAGAAAAUGGAAGUUGCAGAUAACAUACUCAGUUUGUUGCAUUAGAUCAAGACGUAGAAAUGCUUAACUCUGCAAGUAUUCAAGACAUUGUCACAUCCCAAGUUGGUAGAUUAGUUUGGUUUGUUGUUCGUUCCAUGGAUCAUGUGCAUGACAGUUCAUUAUUAUGUAGACUCUGUGGACUAUCUCAGUGUGUGAUGAAGAUUACUUAACCAAUAAAUCAUAUACAUUACA